Molecule: messenger RNA, 2205 nt
Organism: Chanos chanos (milkfish)
Lineage: Eukaryota; Metazoa; Chordata; Actinopteri; Gonorynchiformes; Chanidae
Gene: armc9
Product: armadillo repeat containing 9
Exons: 23
Biological process (GO): cilium assembly
Cellular component (GO): centriole; ciliary tip; ciliary basal body
Molecular function (GO): protein binding
Source: RefSeq, a predicted model, not a curated record
AUGGGGGACAUCCUGGCCAGUGAAGCAGAUCUUCUUGGAAUAAUCAAGGAGUAUCUGAAGUUUUGUGAGUUUGAAGAAACCGUGAAACAAUUUGAUAAGGAAUGCAAGAGCAAAGGGAAACCUGUACCAAAAUGUCAGGACAAUCUCCAGAGAGACUCUAAAUCUAUAAUCAUUCAGGACUUAAUCAGCUCUUUUGAAGAUGGAGAUUUUAAAGUCUUCUUUGAGCUCUGGAAAGAACAUGUUCCCUCAGAGGCUCGUGACUACGACCCCGUCGCCCAGAAACUGGAGUUUUACCUUCAUAUACAUUUUACCAUCUACCCUCUGAAGAACUCUCUGAGCAGAGAAGACAGAUCCGAUUUUGAUGAACGGAUUUCCCACUUCAAGCAUUACCUGGAGACACGAGGGGCCACUCUCAGCCAGACCACAGAAUUCCUUCCAUAUUAUGCCCUUCCUUUUGUACCCAAUCCUAUGGUCCACCCGUCCUUUCGGGAUCUAUUCCAGGAUUCCUGGCUUUCAGAAUUGAAGACAAAGCUUGAACAGUUUUUGUCCACGAUGCUAAAAGUCUCCGAUACUCCCAGACUGCUGACUUUAUAUAGUGAUGGGUGCAAAAGCAACAAAGAGGCCAUCCAGCAAAUGCAGCUCCAGCUGACAGAGGCAGAAAGGAGAGCAGCCAGCUACAUGCGAAAGUUCAGUAAGAUUCAGGCGGACUACCACAACCUGAUCGGAGUCACGGCCGAACUGGUAGAUUCACUAGAGGCCACUGUCAGCGGGAAAAUGAUCUCCCCCGAGUACCUCCAAGGCGUGUGUGUACGUCUUUUCAGCAGCCAGAUGAGGCAGAGCGUGGCACAGAGCGUAGACUUUACCAGGCCAGGAACAGGAUAUUACUCUAUGAGCCCGUAUGAUGAUGGAUAUGCUUCCUCAAUGCUCCGAGCUUCCAUAGCACCACAGAGGCCCAGGGACGUGCCGUUGCUGCCCUCCCUGGACUAUGAGAAGCUGAAGAAAGACCUAAUGAAUGGCUCUGAUCGACUGAAAGCUCUUCUGCUCCAGGCUCUACGCUGGAGGUUGACGCGAUCUCUUCCUGGUGAACAGAGGGACACGGUGCUGCAGGCUUUCAUCAGUAAUGAUCUUCUGGAUCGGUACAGCUCAAAACAGAAAACCGUGCUCCACUUGAUGAAAUCAAAGAAUGAAAUGGUCAGACAGUACACAGCUCGCCUCAUCAAUGCAUUCGCAUCCCUCUCUGAAGGGCGUAUGUACCUGUCUCAGAUCCCCUCUCUGUUAAGUGUCUUGGUAGAUUCUCUACAGUCUGAAGACAAGGAUUCAGUGACCAGGGAGAACGUCCUGGGAGCGUUACAGAAACUCAGCCUCAGACGGGCCCAGCAGUCUGCCAUGAUCCAGGUCGGGCUGAUCGGUUGGUUGGUGCAGGAGCUACAGGAUUCAGACUGUCUCUCUGAUUAUACGCUGGAGUAUGCAGUGGCCUUGCUAAUGAACCUCUGUUUGCGCACUCAGGGUAAAAGGAAGUGCACAGAGAAGGCCAAACACGUCCUGAAGGUUCUUACAGACCUUUUGGGACACGAAAAUCAUGAGAUCAGGCCUUAUGUGAAUGGGGCCCUUUACAGCAUCCUGUGCGUCCCGGAGGUGAGGGAGGAAGCCAGAGAAAUGAGUUUGGAGGAGAUCCUGAGAUGUUACAGUAAAGAAGAAAACCUAGAGCUAAACAGACAGAUUGAAUUUAUCAUCAAACAGCUCAACUCAGUGGAGACGACUGAAGACGGGCCUGAAUCCGACGACGAGGAGGAAGACGAUGACGAUGAGGAAGAUGCCAUGGAAGCAGAUCUGGAUAAAGAAGAGAUUCUCCAAUCCCAGCCUCAGGAGCUCUCUGGAGAAUCUUUACUUACUACGGAAUACUUGGGGAUCAUGACUAACAUGUUGAAGGUGAAGAGAAGAUCAGCACCUCCAUCCUCUCAGAGUGUGGAUGAACCUCUCCAAAGGCCGGUUACUCCCAGUUCUCACAGAAACAUCAAUACGGAAUCCCGAGGGGGCAGCGAUAGGGCCUAUGCCCUCAGCAGACAGAGGAGUCAAGAGAGCCUUCCCCAGUCCCGUCUCAACUCCCGCCCCCCGACCCGCACAGGCAGCCGACCCAGCACCAGCAAUUCCCUUCCUCACACCCUAGACUCCGAUUGCUGGCGUUCCUCCCAAGAAUCUGGGCUG